AUGAACAAGCUGUACAUCGGCAACCUCAACGAGAGCGUGACCCCCGCCGACCUGGAGAAAGUGUUCGCGGAGCACAAGAUCUCCUACAGCGGCCAGUUCCUGGUCAAGUCCGGCUACGCCUUCGUGGACUGCCCCGACGAGCACUGGGCGAUGAAGGCCAUCGAAACUUUCUCGGGGAAAGUAGAACUGCAAGGAAAACGCCUAGAGAUUGAACACUCGGUCCCCAAAAAACAAAGGAGUCGGAAAAUUCAGAUCCGAAAUAUCCCACCCCAGCUGCGAUGGGAAGUCCUGGACAGCCUGCUUGCUCAGUAUGGAACAGUAGAGAACUGUGAACAAGUGAACACGGAAAGUGAGACGGCCGUGGUGAAUGUCACCUAUUCCAACCGGGAGCAGACCAGGCAAGCCAUCAUGAAGCUGAAUGGCCACCAGCUGGAGAACCAUGCCUUGAAGGUCUCCUAUAUUCCCGACGAGCAGAUAGCACAGGGUCCUGAGAACGGGCGCCGAGGGGGCUUUGGCUCUCGGGGUCAGCCUCGGCAGGGCUCGCCUGUGGCAGCCGGGGCCCCUGCCAAGCAGCAGCAAGUGGACAUCCCCCUGCGGCUCCUGGUGCCCACCCAGUAUGUGGGCGCCAUCAUUGGCAAGGAGGGCGCCACCAUCCGAAAUAUCACAAAACAGACCCAGUCCAAGAUCGACGUGCACAGGAAGGAGAAUGCAGGUGCCGCCGAGAAGGCCAUCAGUGUCCACUCGACCCCCGAGGGCUGCUCCUCCGCCUGUAAGAUGAUCUUGGAGAUCAUGCAUAAGGAGGCCAAGGACACCAAAACGGCUGACGAGGUUCCCCUGAAGAUCCUGGCCCAUAAUAACUUCGUAGGGCGUCUCAUUGGCAAGGAGGGGCGCAACCUGAAGAAGGUGGAGCAGGACACGGAGACGAAAAUCACCAUCUCCUCGCUGCAGGACCUCACCCUCUAUAACCCCGAGAGGACCAUCACCGUGAAGGGGGCCAUCGAGAACUGCUGCCGGGCCGAGCAGGAGAUCAUGAAGAAAGUUCGGGAGGCCUAUGAGAAUGACGUGGCUGCCAUGAGUCUGCAGUCUCAUCUCAUCCCCGGCCUGAACUUGGCUGCCGUGGGUCUUUUCCCAGCCUCGUCCAGUGCAGUCCCGCCACCUCCCAGCAGUGUCACGGGAGCUGCGCCCUAUAGCUCCUUUAUGCAGGCUCCGGAGCAGGAGAUGGUGCAGGUCUUCAUCCCUGCCCAGGCGGUGGGCGCCAUCAUCGGCAAGAAGGGGCAGCACAUCAAACAGCUCUCCCGUUUCGCCAGCGCCUCCAUCAAGAUUGCUCCUCCAGAAACUCCUGACUCCAAAGUUCGUAUGGUUAUCAUCACUGGACCCCCAGAGGCCCAAUUCAAGGCUCAGGGAAGAAUUUAUGGAAAACUCAAGGAGGAGAAUUUCUUUGGACCCAAGGAGGAAGUAAAGCUGGAAACCCAUAUCCGGGUGCCAGCGUCGGCGGCCGGCCGGGUUAUUGGCAAAGGUGGCAAAACGGUGAACGAGUUGCAGAAUUUGACAGCAGCUGAAGUGGUGGUGCCAAGAGACCAGACCCCUGAUGAGAACGACCAGGUCAUUGUUAAGAUCAUCGGGCAUUUCUAUGCCAGCCAGAUGGCUCAGAGGAAGAUCCGAGACAUCCUGGCCCAGGUGAAACAGCUGCACCAGAAGGGACAGAGCAACCAGGCGCAGGCGCGGAGGAAGUGA
Messenger RNA from Myotis myotis, 1734 nucleotides. RefSeq names its product insulin like growth factor 2 mRNA binding protein 1 (gene IGF2BP1). Gene Ontology annotation, molecular function: mRNA 3'-UTR binding. The coding region runs from base 1 to 1734 and encodes 577 amino acids. Gene Ontology annotation, cellular component: cytoplasm; nucleus; cytosol. The transcript is spliced from 15 exons. Gene Ontology annotation, biological process: regulation of gene expression; nervous system development. NCBI's taxonomy places the organism in Eukaryota, Metazoa, Chordata, Mammalia, Chiroptera, Vespertilionidae. The record is from RefSeq and is a predicted model, not a curated record.